Psylliodes chrysocephalus is the source of this 768-nucleotide messenger RNA. Lineage: Eukaryota; Metazoa; Arthropoda; Insecta; Coleoptera; Chrysomelidae. The record is from the annotation of a GenBank genome assembly.
UUAAUGAAGAUGGAAUCAGGAAGGGUAUAAAGUCAUAUCAUUCUAUACAGCCUUCAAUCCUGUAAGUCUGAAUGAGAAUCAACAGAGGAAUGAUACGCACAUAGUUGUAGACGGUGGACAUUUGCUCCACAAAGUAGUGUGGCCUCGUAAUGCGUCUUUUGGAGAAAUUGGUUCCCGAUAUGUCCAGUAAUUAUUGCAAAAUCACUACGGCUCAAAUAUAAUUGUAGUUUUCGAUGGCUAUCCGUAAAAAUACCAAGAGAUUUGAACGUCUGCGUAGAGCUCUAGCAACGUCCUCUCCUGAUCUUAUAUUCGAUGAAACAACCAUUGCUUCAGUUGCUCAGGACAAGUUCCUAUUGAAUGAUAGGAAUACAUUUAGACUCACCGACAUGCUGAAGGUUUACAUGGAAAACAACAACAUUUUAACAUUACAGGCAGAGGGAGAUGCUGAUAGGUUAAUAGUAACCACAGCCAUUUCCAUAUCCUCUUCCUACGAAGUAGUGAAGAUCGUCGGCGAGGAUAUAGAUUUGAUGGUCUUACUUUGUGGUUUGUCACGAGAUGGAGGAGACCACAUCCUUUCAACAAACAGACCAAAUAACAAUAUAUUAUAUUUGUAAAAUGUGGGAGAGGAAAAAUCACAGACCUACUCGACAAAUUCCAUUACACAAUUAUCACAACCCGGAAUAGCACUGUUCCUUUACGCGUUUAGCGGUUGUGAUACAACAUCAGCACCUUUUGGCCAAGGAGAAAAUAAAUUUCUAUCGACAAUAA